Messenger RNA from Trichophyton benhamiae CBS 112371, 459 nucleotides. RefSeq lists its product as uncharacterized. Bases 1 to 459 code for a protein of 152 amino acids. Gene Ontology annotation, molecular function: RNA binding. The record is from RefSeq and is a predicted model, not a curated record. NCBI's taxonomy places the organism in Eukaryota, Fungi, Ascomycota, Eurotiomycetes, Onygenales, Arthrodermataceae. The transcript is spliced from 2 exons.
AUGACGGACGCAUCCAGGCUAAAAGGCACCAUCUACGUGGGUGGGCUCGAUCAGGCGGUUACAGUGCGGACGCUGAGCGAAGCGUUCAUCCCCUUUGGCGAGAUAACUGAUAUCUCGCUGCCGAAGCCAGAGCUGCCUUCGUCCACGGACCUGCACCGGGGAUUCGGAUAUAUCGAGUUUGAGCUGCCUCAGGAUGCCAAAGAGGCGAUCGACAACAUGGACCAGAGCGUGCUGUAUGGACGAACUAUCAAAGUAGCGGCAGCAAAACCGCAGAAAGAAAGCAACGAGGGACUAGGUAGUAAGACGGCUAUAUGGGAGCAGGAGGGAUAUCUGGCCAAGCACGCAGUCAGCGAGGAGGACCAGCUUGCUACAGGAGAAGCCAGCACCAGCAACAACCGGCCUGAAGAUCCUAUGCAAGGUCUCGAGGGACUGGACGUUGCAGGCCCGAAGCCAGCAUAG